Molecule: messenger RNA, 1032 nt
Organism: Pestalotiopsis fici W106-1
Lineage: Eukaryota; Fungi; Ascomycota; Sordariomycetes; Amphisphaeriales; Sporocadaceae
Exons: 1
Coding region: 1-1032 (343 amino acids)
Source: RefSeq, a predicted model, not a curated record
AUGCACAGUCUCACUGCCCUCGCAAGCCUUUUGCUCGCCUCCCUUGCGGUUGCCACCCCAGCCACGUCCCCCAAGAAUGUCACUGAGCUUUACCGGUUUUCAAAUGCUACCGAGACCGAGCUUGAGAAUAUUGCUGUCCGGUCCAACGGACAAUUGAUUGUCACCUGUGCCAACAUGGACGCCAUCUUCAUUUUUGAUCCAUCCGAGACGGACAUUGUGCCAAAGACGAUUGACACCUGGCCCUCGGGGUACUCGGCCCUCGGAAUCACCGAAGUGUACCCCGACGUCUUUGCCGUCAAUGUUGGCACCCUCAACAGCUCGAAUCUGACCACCGUCGGCCCUGCCGAGGGAACAUAUAGCAUCUGGACGCUCAAUUUCACCACGUCGGAUAUGCCCGUCGCGCAAAAGUUUAUCGAUCUCCCCCAGGCCGGGCUUCUCAAUGGUCUCACCACCGUCCCGGGCUCCGGGGUCAUCUUUACCGCCGAUCAAAUCAACGGCACCAUCUUCCGCAUCGACAUGGCCACUGCCGAGAUUAGCAUCACUAUUGACUCGCCACUGCUGGGCUCUCAGCCCUACUACAAUGACAACAAGCUGGCCCUCAAUGGCGUGCGCUACCACGGCCAACACCUCUACGUCACGGAUUCCUCCUCGGCCAUCUUUGGCCGGUACCGCCUCAACCGAGACGAGUGGUCCUGGGGCGGUCUCGAGCUCCUCGGCCAGAUUCAGCAAAACGGCACCACCAAUUAUGACGACCUGGCGGUCGAUGACGCGGGCAACGCCUAUGUGUGCAUCCACCCCAACGCCCUGUCGCUCGUGCAGCCGGACCUGACCCAGACCAUCUUCUACAUUGAUGAAACCGAGCAGUUCAAUACGCCAGCCUCCGUGGCCUUUGGUCGCGGGAUUCAGGCCAAUGAUACUCUCUACGUCGUGUGCUCGGGUUCUAUUGCAGAUGACGGCGCUGUUGUUGGAGGUGCUCUCUACCGGAUCGAUCUCUUGCCUCCAUCCAUCUCAAGUGAAGUGUGCGCCGCUUGA